GGAUUCAGCACAUCAGAUGGACAAAAAAAACGAAGCUCCAAAGCUAGAGCUAGAGUCGAUGCUACCGCUAUUGUUGUAGAAAUACUUAAAUAAAAGAAGAUUUACGAAGAGUGAAGAGAAGGCGGCUUUUAAACGCGGCCUAUAGGAAAGAACAUAAAAUAUUUACUACGUAUAUUUAGCAAAGUUUCAAAUUAUUAUUUCAAGAACRAGGCGAAAAUGAUCGAUUUGAAGUCAACAAAUAACCUUACAAAUGGAUCGCAGGGUAUUGUUAACUCCACGAGCGAGCCUGAUAUACCUAAAUUCUCGACAUCAACAGUGGUGCUCAGUUCACUCUUUGUUGUAAUUCUAAUAAUUCUCACGAUAUUCGGCAACGUUUUGGUCAUCAUGGCUUUUAAGACAUUUCGUCGCAUGCGACAAGUGACGAAUUAUUUCGUUGCAUCGUUAGCAGUAACUGAUAUCUUGGUUGCAGUCAUUGCGAUGCCAAUAUGGGUGGCGUACCUCAUAACAGGACCACUAUGGGUCUUUGAUACAGUUUUACAAAUGCUUUGGACAAGUACCGAUAUAAUGUCUGGCAUAGCAUCUAUCUGGCAUUUGACAUUCGUCAGUAUCGAUCGUUAUCUAUGUAUUGCAAGUUCCUUAAAGUAUCGCUCCAUCAUGACGAAUGUUCGAGCAGUGUUUAUAAUAUUAGGUAUAUGGCUGUACUCGAUAGUCAUAGCUUCGGUUGCACCGACACUGUGGGCCUGGAGAGGAUACAGCCUUGUGGUAACUUUAUUAAACUUCAUUAUCCCUGUCAUCGUUAUAUCGAUUGCAUAUUUUCGUAUCUUUCAACUGGCAAGAUAUCACGCUCAUCAAAUAGAAUUAUCUCUGGGUGGAAAACAUGGCCGUUUUUUUAAAAAAGAACUCAAAGCCACGAAGACUUUGGCAGUCGUGAUAGGUGCCUUUUUGAUUUGUUGGUCGCCAUUCUUUGGCCUCAAUUUGUCAUACUAUAUCUGUGGGUGCCCACCUUCGCCUGUCAUUGUUGCCAUAGCAAAAUGGGCUCACUAUGGCAACAGCUGCUUGAAUCCUCUUAUCUAUGGCGUCAUGAACAAAGARUUUCGGAGAGCCUUCAAGAAGCUGCUGGCACCAUACUUGCCAGUAAAUGCACCCAAUAUCUUGACCACAAAUGGAGGGCUAAAUUCAGCAUCAAGACAAUCAGUAGACACAGGCCAACAUCAAGCCAUUUAUCAGCUGAGAAAUUCAGGGGAAAUGGAAGAACAGCAUCGAAGUUCAUCUUUAUAGCGUCAUGCAUGAUGAAUCUAGAUACACUUAAAGUAUAAAUACUAUCAUACUUCCUCUCAGAUCUUUCUAGCUUAGGCAUAAUGUUUUGUUUCCAUUCCAGACCACGCGUCAUUCCCUUGAAAAUAGGAUUCUUUGUUUGAUUUAUUUCCAAUAUUUGUGUCUUCUCUGAUACACAACCUUUAAGCAAAGAAAUGAUAUUCUUGGGAAUGACACGUGAUUUCCUCCCUCAUUUUAAUCUAAGUCGUCAAUGGGUUUCCCCGGUGCGUUUAGGAAGGUGCAUAAGUGUUACCAAAGCUUUGCCAAACUCAAAAUAGGACAACAUUCCCUUUUCAAUGCAAUCGUGAAACAUUUGUCAUAUCGAACGACAUUUAUCAAAUUGAGAGCAUUAGCUUUUGGUACGUAAAUAUUCGACGUCCUGAAAAAUCUGAUUUAAAUACAUCAAAAUUUUCAAGGCCCCGUCCACACUAUGCCGGAUAAUUUUGAAUCUGAAUUUUUAUUUAUUCGGUUAAGUCUACCGUCCACACU
Actinia tenebrosa (Australian red waratah sea anemone) is the source of this 1803-nucleotide messenger RNA. Its product is annotated as histamine H2 receptor. Gene Ontology annotation, biological process: G protein-coupled receptor signaling pathway, coupled to cyclic nucleotide second messenger; chemical synaptic transmission. The record is from RefSeq and is a predicted model, not a curated record. Gene Ontology annotation, cellular component: plasma membrane; dendrite. Gene Ontology annotation, molecular function: G protein-coupled serotonin receptor activity; neurotransmitter receptor activity. NCBI's taxonomy places the organism in Eukaryota, Metazoa, Cnidaria, Anthozoa, Actiniaria, Actiniidae.